UGUUGACCAUGGAAGUCAUAACAGCGUCUAUAGUAAAACUGUUAAUUCGACCUUGACCUACACCUGUGACACCGGAUAUUACAUCACUGGACCGGAAGUAAUUACCUGCGUUCAGAGUGAUUCAACAGUGCAAUGGACAGCACCACCUGUUUGCAAUAAAGGUUGUGACGAAGCCCCUGAAGUUGAUCACGGUAGUCAUAAUAAGAACUACAACAGGACGCUUGGUGCAACUCUCUUCUACGUUUGCGAUGACGGUUAUUAUAUGAAAGGACCGGAAGUAGCAACAUGCGAAAAAUCGGGCGGUUUAGAUCCAAAAUGGUCCGAGACACCUCAAUGCAUCAAAGCCACGUGCCCUGCUGUGCCGGAAAUACUGUACGGAUUUCACGAGACCGUUAAUUCAACUGCAAUUGGUACUUCCGUUAAGUAUUUUUGCAAUGCUACCUUUGAGAUUCUCGAUGUUGACACCAUUAUAUGCGAAUUGAAUGUAACAGCCAAAGUACCAUCUUGGUCAACGCCCUUACCACAAUGCAUCGGUGGUUGCCAACUGCCCAGUUUUUCAAAAGGUUAUAUUCUGUUACCUGGAAUGGUAGUUACAACCGAGGGGCCAGUUGCUUCUACUGCGGCACCAACUGAGCCACAGGUCAUGACGGUUACUGAAAUGGAAACCACGACAACGGUUCCGGACACCACAACGUCAGAAGAAGCCACGACAACAACUGAAGCACCAAUGACAACAACUGACCAACCUGUGACAACGGAGGAACCUGUUGCUACAACAUUAGCACCUGAAGUGACUUCUGACUCGGUUAACACUGCAACUGAUGUAUUUAUCAAAACAAAAGGAACCACUGUAUCAGCAUCCGUUAUACCAAAUGAUGAAGAUGACUCUAACAUGACAGAUACCACGACAACAAACUCUAACAUUACAGAUUCCAUGACAACAACAACAACGCCUGUACCUGAUACAGAUAUGCCAGACACAACUACCCUAGACACAACUGCUGCACCGGAAACCACAACAACACCUAAGCCAACGACGACCACAACACAGCCCACAACCACUACAACAACACUUCCACCGACCACCCAGUCACCGUAUGCAUACAUCGGAAACAUAACAACCUUUAGAAUUAACGAGACGAUUAUUUUUCAAUGUAAUCCAGGAUACACCGUUAUUUCCACGGCAAACCCAAAUUAUGUUGGAAGCAGUGUGUCGGCCGAUUGCAAACUGGUAUCAAAUGUUACUGAAAAUGGCGUCGUGUCAAGGACAACUUCCUGGAGUACAACAGCAUUCUGCGUCCCAUAUUGCCCAGCAGUCGAGGAGGUCCUCUACGCCAAUCAUACUAUCCCUGCUAACACGCGCCAAGGUGCCACCGUAGAGUACUCGUGUAAUGAUGGGUUCGAACUUGUUGGGACAUCACAGGUUACCUGCUUACCAACGGGAAAAUGGAAGCACCUUAAAAAAAAUUGA
Messenger RNA from Ruditapes philippinarum (Manila clam), 1471 nucleotides. Its product is annotated as sushi, von Willebrand factor type A, EGF and pentraxin domain-containing protein 1-like. The record is from RefSeq and is a predicted model, not a curated record. Lineage: Eukaryota; Metazoa; Mollusca; Bivalvia; Venerida; Veneridae.